Diachasmimorpha longicaudata is the source of this 1092-nucleotide messenger RNA. RefSeq names its product translational activator of cytochrome c oxidase 1. The transcript is spliced from 3 exons. The record is from RefSeq and is a predicted model, not a curated record. Gene Ontology annotation, cellular component: mitochondrion. Lineage: Eukaryota; Metazoa; Arthropoda; Insecta; Hymenoptera; Braconidae. Bases 227 to 1054 code for a protein of 275 amino acids.
UACCACUAGUGCCACAGAACGUUUCAGUACAAUAUAAAAAGUGCACAACAACACGAAAAUAGUUGAAAUUCUUCAUUAUUCAUUUAAAAAAAAAUUAUAUAGAUAAAUAAUUAAAAUUUUGUGUGAUUUGAAAAAAAAAUCUACAGAUUGUGACCUAUGCCCAGCCAAACUAGGAAAUUUUCCUCACGAAUCUAAUUUGAGGUUAGAGGGCAGAUAGACCACGAUCAUGUACAGUUUCGCAAGAUCCUGCCUUCGAAAUACACCGGUUCACUCAAAAAAUAUUCUUCGCCAAGAAAAAAGAUUUGCGGGACACAGUAAAUGGCAGAAUAUAAAACAUACCAAAGCAGAAAAAGAUGGGGAAAAAUCGCUGAUGUUUGCGUCUUAUGUGAAGAGAAUGAAGAUCGCUAUAGCCGAGGGAAAAAGUCAUAAGCCCUUGGAAAACCUCAAGCUAGCCCAAAUAAUAGAGGAAGCGAAAAAGAAGUGCGUACCCGCUGCGACUAUAGCAGGAGUUCUCGAAAAAGCGGAAAAAUCAAAGACGAAAACACAAUCGGAUUUAGUGGACUUCAGAGGCCCCGGUGGCUCAAUUUUCAUUGUGAAAAUUCUCUCUGAGAAUCCAGUCGCGUUAAGAAUGAACUUGAAUACAGUGUUCAAGAAGAAUCAUUGCGUUGUUGCGGACGGAAAAUUGCGAAAUGUUUUCGAUCAUCGAGGGGUGAUCGUAACAGAGGCACAGAAGGAUACGGAUGGUGCCACUGAUGAUGCCAUUGUUGUGGGUGCUGAAGAGGUGGAGGAGUUUGAGGAUAAUGGGAAAUUUUUUAAGUUCUACUGUGAUCCAACGGAAAUGCUUAAAGUUGUCACGAAACUCCAAUCCCUGAACUAUACAGUCCAGUCAAUGGACGAGGAAUUCACCCCGAACGUCAUCAUAAAAAUCAGUGAAGACGAUUCAAAAAAAAUUGAUGCUUUAUACAGAAAGCUCAAUCAAUUUGAGGAAAUAAUAUCAAUCCAUCACAAUAUCGACUUUGGCGACGAAGAACAGGAAGCAGAGUCUGUGCGUUAAUUAAUUUCAAUAAAAAUGUUAAUGAUUCAAUAACAAAA